This is a messenger RNA of Prorocentrum cordatum, 1098 nucleotides long. The record is from the annotation of a GenBank genome assembly. Lineage: Eukaryota; Dinophyceae; Prorocentrales; Prorocentraceae.
AGGCCACGACCUCGGGCACCCUGGGUUGAACAACGCGUUCCUCGUCGAGACCUCCCACGAGCUCGCGCUGAGAUACAACGACGCAUCCCCGCUGGAGAGCAUGCACAGCGCGAGGCUCUUCGAACUGCUGGGCGAUCCGCGGUGCGACAUCUUCAGCUUGCUCUCGAGGCAGCAGUGCCUGGAGCUGCGCCAGCUGAUCAUCCCCACGAUCUUGCACACCGACAACACCAAGCACUUCGAGAUGGUCAAGGAGGUCCAGACGAUGUACGAGCUGAACUCCGAGGCGCUGGACGCCGGCAAGGAGGUCUACGCGGCGAGCAGGGCCGACUGGCCGCCGCCGGGGUGCGUCGAGUGCCUCCGCGCGCCAGAGUCGCGCAAGCUCCUGCUGAAGCUGUGUCUCCACAUGGCCGACAUCUCGAACCCCAUGAAGCCCUUUCGGGUGUGCCGGAUCUGGGCCUCGCAGGUGUUCGAGGAGUUCUUCCAGCAGGGCGACAUGGAGCAGAAGUUGGGCGUGCCAGUGCAGGCGAUGAACGACCGCGGGAAAGUGAACCGCGCCUUUUCGCAGGUCGGCUUCAUCGAGCUCAUGGUCUCGCCCCUGGUCUUCGGGGCGCUCGAGAUCCUGCCGCCGCUGGAGGCCAACGCCGAGAUGCUCGUGCAGAACGCCAGGGCGUGGUACGAGGUCUGGCUGAAGGACACCAAGCCGGCACCGAGCGAGGACGAGAAGGAUGCCCUCGCCAAGCGCAUACAGGCGAUGGAACGCAGGUACCUCGAGGUACUCGAGACCGUCGAGGAGGAGUAGUGCGCACGCACCCGAGGCCGAGCCCGCCCGCAGGCCGAGCGCAAUGCUGCCGGCCGCCGGCGUCUCGGCGCCCUUGCUGCACUCGCGCGGCCUCUGCCCUUCGUCGUCGUCGCCCCCGUCGUCGUCGUCGCGGUCGUCGUCGUCUCAUCUUCGUCGGCGUCGUCGCCGUCGCCGCUGUCGUGGUCGCUGUCCCCAGCCAUCCGCGGGCCCGCCGCGGCACGUCAAGCGGGCGCCUGGGCCGCGCGGCAGGUGGCAGAAAAGACAGGUGCUUCCUCCUCCGCCUCCUCCUCCUCUCCGCC